CUGUCAUGAUGCGAAUGUUGACGUUUGCACUGCUGUUGUCUUGAUUUUUGUAGAAAUACGUCAGUUACAUAAUUAUAAAAAAAUAAAACGACGGACUGACGCCGAUAGACGCAUAAACACGUAUCCCAAUGUGAUAAACCCGUGAAAUAUUUUGUGGUUAUUUACAAACCAGUCUCAUUAGCACCGUAUAUCUCUCGUCGUGAAAUUUUGGCAGAAGUAACGCCGAAAAGACAUAACUUUAAUCUUGUUGACUGAGCGCACCGUAAAGCAAUCGUAUUCAUCGAUUAUUGUGGCUGGGUUACUGUUGACAGUUUUGAUGUAUAGGAUAGCAACCUUAUUUCGUGCGAUUGUGUUUAGUUGUGUUUUACCACUACAGACAAAUUGUUUCCUGUGCAUGAACCUAGAAUUGUAGCAGCUAUGGAACAUGAAACAUUUGGCUGGGUGAAAAAAGAAGAUAUGAAUCUGGAAUGUAACCCCGUGGUUGUCGAAGAUCCAUUUGAAACAUCAAGGGUCUAUGUCUAUAUUAAAGAAGAUCCAGACUUAGAUUUGGGAGUGGAUGCAACUGACAAUGGUGAGGCAUCCACAAGAGGACUUGCAUCAGAUAGUGCACGAUCAUCUCAUCUGUCCAAUGAAAACUAUGGCUCUUCAUUUAAAGAAACUGUUUCACCAGCUGUGACCCGUGAUGAGCUGACACAGGAAACUGUCACGCACAGUAAUUCCUUCUGCAAUGCAGAUAACAUGAGUGAGAUGGAUAAUGAAUUCUGUGACUUCACCUGUGAUACAUGCCUGCAAAGAUUUUCAUCAAAAUACAGCCUCAUAAUGCAUGUAUUCACUCACAUUGACACUGCACAGCCACCAUUACAUGUUUGUAGAUGUUGUGGAGAAGUGUUUCUUGACAAUGAUGCCCUGAAUAAGCAUGUCAGUAUGAAGGAGGAUGGCAGGACUUUGAUUGCACAACCAUUUCCUGAUACCAGGGAGGUUCACAGCUGUAGAGAUGUGUGCGAGAAUAUAUUCACUGCAAAAGAUCACAUGCCUGUUGCUCUAACUGCACCCACUGUUAGUGAUUCAUGUGGACAGUUUGCAAACAUUUAUUAUGCCUCACAGGGCUAUUACUGUGAUCCCAGUAGCUGGUCUCUCUGUCAAAAAAAUGGUAAAACAGUUUCCUCAUGCCUUAUACACGCCAAGCCACACAAGUGUGAUGUAUGCAGCAAAUCUUUUGCUUAUGCAUCUCUUCUCAGAACCCAUUCCUUAGUACAUUCUGGAGUAAUGUCGCACAAAUGUGAUGUUUGUGGAAAAAUGUUUGUUAGUGUUGAUCAUCUUAAAAAUCACAAAUCAGUGCAUUCUGCAGCAGAGAAACACAAGUGUGAUGUCUGUGGCAAACUGUAUACUACAGUUCAUAACCUCAAAGCUCAUACAUUAGUGCACUCUGCAGCGAAGGCACACGAAUGUGCUAUAUGUGGGAAAUUGUUUGCUACACUUGGUCAGCUCAAAUCCCAUGCAAUAGUUCAUUCUGGUGUGAAGAAACACAAGUGUGAUGUUUGUGGCAAAUUGUUUGCUAGAUUUGGUGAACUCAAAGUUCAUGGCCUAGUUCAUUCUGCAGUGAAGUCACAUGAGUGUGAUAUUUGCGGAAAAUUGUUUGCUAGACCUAGUAAUCUCAAAGCCCAUACCCUACUACAUUCUGCAGUGAAAUCACACAAAUGUAAUGUUUGUGGUAAAUUUUUUUCUAGACUUGGGCAGCUCAAGAACCAUGAAUUAGUGCAUUCUGGGGUGAAGGCACACAAAUGUGUUGUGUGUGAAAAAUCGUUUGCUUUAGUCAGUAAUCUCAAAUCCCACGCAUUAUUGCAUUUGGGGGUGAAGGCACACAAAUGUGAUGUUUGUGGCAAAUUGUUUGCUACACUUCGUGAGGUCAAGUACCAUUCGAUAGUACAUUCUGGGUUAAAGUCACACCAGUGUGAUGUGUGUGGCAAAUUGUUUGCUAGACGUAGUGAGCUCAAAGUUCAUUUGUUAGUACAUUCUGAUUUGAAGCCACACAAAUGCAAUUGUUGUAGCAAAUCUUUUGUACGGGCUGUUGAUCUCAGGAGGCAUAUGCAAGCACAUUUUAAGAGGAAAGGGCAUGUAGCUUCACAUAUUGAAAGCUCCCAUCCUAGUUAGAUGUACAGCAAAUUUUGUACUUAAUUCAGUGUUUGAACUUCAGUGCAAGAUUGGUAAUGAAGUGCUUUACUGUGAAUAAUUAAUUGGCUGUUUGUUGUGACAGUUCAUAUUUUUAUUCUGACAAAUUCAUUUUGUGAUAUGUAUUUCAUUUUGUUAGCUGUGUUUUGUAAGUGUAUUUGCAAACAAGCAAAGUGGAUGUAAAAAGUGUAAUUUCUGUUGUUGC
This is a messenger RNA of Schistocerca americana (American grasshopper), 2374 nucleotides long. Its product is annotated as zinc finger protein 665-like. Gene Ontology annotation, cellular component: nucleus. NCBI's taxonomy places the organism in Eukaryota, Metazoa, Arthropoda, Insecta, Orthoptera, Acrididae. The record is from RefSeq and is a predicted model, not a curated record. Gene Ontology annotation, molecular function: RNA polymerase II cis-regulatory region sequence-specific DNA binding; DNA-binding transcription factor activity. The transcript is spliced from 5 exons. Gene Ontology annotation, biological process: regulation of transcription by RNA polymerase II. The coding region runs from base 418 to 2151 and encodes 577 amino acids.